UGGAUUACCGGAGAUCUGCUCGACCAGCCUGACGGACUGAGCCGCUUUAGUUUAGUCUUCAACAACGCGUGCGCUCGUUCACUCACUCACUCACACACACACACGUGGCGUGUGUUUGACAGCUCCGGCGGAACGCUGCGAGCCGCGCGGGUGUUUUAAUGGUGUCAGGAGCGUCGUCUCACACACCGUCCGUGCGCGCCGCACCUUCGCUUCCCCACUUUGAAGUUGCUGCUUCGCGUUUGCAGCGCGCGGCGGAAUGACGGAGCUGCGGAGGCGCGCGCCGGCGGAGACGGAGCGCGAGGCCCCGGCGAACGUCAGCGACGACAAGGAAACGGAUACUGAGGAGAGACUGGGUUUCCAUGACCAUGCAGAUGGCCAUGCAGAUGGAGAAGGAGAGAGAGAGGGAGAUGGGGAGGCAGAAGGAGACUCCAAAGCAGAUGCUUCAGAGGUACCCCCAGCAACGGACGACACUCCUGAAUGCCUCAACAAAGCCCUGCAAGGCCUCUCCUCCAGAUGGAAGAACUGGUGGAUACGAGGGAUUUUAUCACUGACUAUGAUCACUGGAUUCUCUCUACUCAUCUAUAUGGGACCUAUCAUGUUAAUACCGCUGGUCAUGGCCAUUCAAAUUAAGUGUUUCCAGGAGAUAAUCAUCAUUGGCUAUAGAGUUUACCAUUCGUAUGACCUCCCGUGGUUCAGGACGCUUAGCUGGUAUUUCCUGGUCUGCGUGAAUUACUUCUUCUAUGGGGAGACACUGGCUGAUUACUUUGGUGUUCUUGUGCAGAGGGAGGAGCCUCUGCAGUUCCUGGUGCGCUACCACCGGUUUAUCUCGUUUACACUCUACCUGACAGGAUUCUGCGUAUUUGUGCUGAGCUUAGUGAAGAAACAUUACCGCCUGCAGUUCUACAUGUUCGCUUGGACUCACGUGACCCUCCUGAUUGUGGUAACACAGUCGCACCUAGUUAUUCAGAACCUCUUUGAAGGAUUGAUCUGGUUUAUCUUUCCAGUUUCCACUGUAAUUUGCAAUGACAUAAUGGCUUAUGUGUUUGGUUUCUUCUUUGGAAGAACACCUCUAAUUCAGCUCUCCCCAAAAAAAACCUGGGAGGGGUUCAUCGGUGGGUUCUUUAGCACAGUUAUAUUUGGAUUCAUUUUCGCCUAUCUCUUGGCCCAGUAUCAGUACUUUGUCUGUCCUGUUGAGUUUGACAGCGAGACAAAUCGCUUUGCUGUGGAUUGUCAACCCUCUAGCGUUUUCGUCCUGCAAGUGUAUACUCUUCCUGCCAUAGUGCAGAAUGUCACCAGAUGGGAGACAGUGACCCUGUACCCAUUCCAGAUCCACAGCAUUUCUAUCUCAAGUUUUGCCUCUUUGAUUGGGCCAUUUGGUGGCUUCUUUGCAAGUGGUUUCAAAAGAGCUUUUAAAAUAAAAGAUUUUGCAGACACUAUUCCUGGGCAUGGGGGCAUUAUGGAUCGCUUUGACUGCCAGUACUUAAUGGCUACUUUUGUUCAUGUUUACUUGACAAGCUUUAUCAGGGGCCCAAACCCCAGUAAGGUAUUACAGCAGCUCCUAGUCCUGCACCCAGAGCAACAACUCAGCAUUUUCAACGCACUUCGUUCCCACCUGAGGGAGAAGGGUGUGCUGACUGAGUGACCAGCCCCAAAUCUCCCGCACUCUCGAUGUGAACCCUGGGUAAUGCACUGCCUCUAACCGUAACCACGAACGAGUACAACUCAUAAAAGUGGGAGUCACUGUAGCAAUGUGCUGUUUCCAUGUUGCCACUGGAUGUGUGGUGUAAUAUAUAUGAGGUGAAAACCUGAUGAAAGCUUUGUAGCUACUAUCUCAGGAGUAAUUAUUUCCAAGACAUUACUGCUGUGAAGGAAACGCAGUCUUUCAUAAAAUCAAUUCCCAGCCUGCGAACAUUGAGUACACGGUACAUGUAGACUGUCUCCAGUACAGCUUCAUCUCUGUACAAAUAUUCAACUGAUAAUAAGUGAAGAGGAGUUUGGUUUCCUGUCUUCUACAAUGGGAAAAGCUGGACAGUGAGUAUUCAGCUGCUAUACUGUAACAAAUUAGGUGUAUAAAUCCUGUUUUAUGUAAAUAGUGUUCAAAUGGGAGGGACAAAUGAAUGAAGCCACAAGUACUAUACCUGAAGAGUUACCAACCAGUGCUGUAUUAACAGUAGGAGCCUUAAUUGCCAAACCCUAGGCAAUUAAUUAAAACUGAUGGCAAAAUGCCCUUUACACACAAUUCUGAACUAAAUGACUCACCCUGAUAAAUGCAUGCUAUUUGCAUAAUAUAAAGAAGUAACACUAUGCAAUAACAUCUUUUUUGCUUUGGCAUAUUUAACAUUAAUAAUAACUAUUCAUUAGAAAUCUUCAAAAAGAUGUUGAUGCAGAUAGAUAUUUUUGUAACUUGUCCAUGACUGUUUGGAGAAACAAUUUUUCAAUUUUAUAAUGUUUUACGAAGCUCAGUUAAAGUGACAUCCCAAAGAACGAAUUGACUUUUUAAUACUAUUGACCAGGUUCCACUUAAUGGAGAUCUUAUUUUUGAUGUUGACCUUUGCAGGACCUUCUACCAGCAAUAUGAUGUACGAUACAAUUGUUAAACUACAAAUUUUGGUGCAUAUUUUCCUUUGUUUAAAGCAGCAUUUUAAAACUUUCAAAGUAAGUUUUUAAUAGCUUUUUCCUGAAGAAAAAAAAAACAAUAGAAAAAAAGCACCUCAAAACUGCUUGAGGUCCUGUGUGUUUAAAUAAAAACUAUUACUCUUUCAUUAAUCGUCAUCUGUCAGCAUUAGACAGUAGAUGUGGAAUAUGUGGGGAAAAUACCAUUCAUUAUUGUGCAAAGUACAACUUUUAAGUUUCUGUGUACAACUUAACCAAUAAAAACUAACCAAGGGAUGAAUAUCAUAUCUUGUUUUAGGCAGCAACGUUAGUUCUGUCUUAAUUGAGAAUAAUUUUUCAUUCUGGUUUGUAUUUUAUCUGUUCAAAUCAAGGAUUAAUUUCCCAAUUUUAUGUCAGGCUUGUGUGACGGCCUAGAUUUAAAUGUUGCUUGCUAAAUAACAAGUGCAAGGACAGUGGGGGAGAAAUUUGUGGCAUACACUGUACGAGCAAAACCUGUUCUACAUUAAGCAAUUUUUAUUACUACAUUGUUAUGUGAUGCAUGGUGAUUAAUAUAUCUUUUAUAUUAUCUUUAAUUUUAUAUUGGUGAACCUGUUGCCAUUCAUAGAAAUCUGAAAAAAGGUAAAAUGUUUUUGAAACGACACAGGGUCCUUGUAUUACUGAUGUG
This is a messenger RNA of Scleropages formosus (Asian bonytongue), 3277 nucleotides long. Its product is annotated as phosphatidate cytidylyltransferase 2-like. Gene Ontology annotation, molecular function: phosphatidate cytidylyltransferase activity. The transcript has 13 exons. NCBI's taxonomy places the organism in Eukaryota, Metazoa, Chordata, Actinopteri, Osteoglossiformes, Osteoglossidae. Gene Ontology annotation, cellular component: endoplasmic reticulum membrane. Bases 257 to 1642 code for a protein of 461 amino acids. The record is from RefSeq and is a predicted model, not a curated record.